AUGCAAAGACAAAAUAAUAGUUCACCCUAUGAAUCCAGGCUAGAGGGAAAAGUAGCCAUAAUCACAGGAGGGGCAAGAGGUAUUGGGGAAGCAUCCACUCGGCUAUUUGCAAAACAUGGGGCAAAUGUUGUUAUAGCGGACAUUGAAGACCAUGAAGGGAAGAUGGUGUCCGAGUCUCUGUCUCCUGCAGUGACAUACAUGCGUUGCGAUGUAAGCAAUGAAGAAGAUGUUGCCCAUGUUGUAAACAUGACAGUCUCCAAAUAUGGGAGGCUAGAUAUCAUGUUUAACAAUGCAGGAAUCCUUGGAGAGCAGGCUAAAAGGAAGAGUAUAAUGGAUUUUGAUGCAGAGGAGUUUGACAAUGUGAUGGGUGUGAAUGUGAAGGGAGUUUGUCUUGGCAUGAAACAUGCUGCCAGAAUAAUGGUUCCUAGAAGAAGUGGAUGCAUUAUUUCUACAGCAAGUGUUGCAGGUGUCCAAGGGGGGCUUGGGCCUCAUACUUACACAGCAUCCAAGCAUGCCAUUAUUGGUCUCACCAAAAAUGCUGCCUGUGAGUUGGGAAAGUAUGGGAUUAGGGUCAAUUCCAUAUCUCCUUUUGGGGUAGCAACUUCUAUGCUGAUAAAUGCAUGGAGAAACUAUGAAGGAGAAAUGUAUGAAGAUUUUGAUGACCAAGAGCAGAGAAUUGAAGAGUUUGUAAGAAGUCUUGCAAAUUUGAAGGGCCAAACUCUGAGAACCACAGACAUAGCCGAAGCAGCACUGUAUCUUGUUAGUGAUGAAGCCAAGUAUGUUAGUGGCCAUAAUUUGGUGGUUGAUGGAGGCAUUACCAGUGUAAAUAACUGUGUUGGCUUGUAAGCCUUUUGUUUCACUUUUGUUGGAUGAAUGUCCCUAAAACAGCCUUUAUUGAGAAUAAGAUCUGUAAUUAUAGGUAUUAGAGU
Molecule: messenger RNA, 929 nt
Organism: Cryptomeria japonica (Japanese cedar)
Lineage: Eukaryota; Viridiplantae; Streptophyta; Pinopsida; Cupressales; Cupressaceae
Product: short-chain dehydrogenase reductase 2a-like
Exons: 2
Coding region: 1-846 (281 amino acids)
Molecular function (GO): oxidoreductase activity, acting on the CH-OH group of donors, NAD or NADP as acceptor
Source: RefSeq, a predicted model, not a curated record